Camelina sativa (false flax) is the source of this 3563-nucleotide messenger RNA. NCBI's taxonomy places the organism in Eukaryota, Viridiplantae, Streptophyta, Magnoliopsida, Brassicales, Brassicaceae. The record is from RefSeq and is a predicted model, not a curated record.
AGCAGCUACAAACUUUUAUUCAUUUGAUCAGGGAAGAAUUGCCGCGUAUAGGCUUUUUGAGAUGAUAAGUCGUUCAUCCUCGGGGACUAAUCAAGAGGGAACUAUUCUGUCUGCUGUUCAAGGAAAUAUCGAGUUUCGGAAUGUAUAUUUCAGCUAUUUGUCACGACCUGAAAUUCCAAUCUUGAGUGGAUUUUACCUGACUGUGCCGGCUAAAAAAGCUGUUGCACUUGUUGGUAGAAAUGGUUCUGGAAAAAGCAGUAUCAUUCCUCUCAUGGAACGGUUUUAUGAUCCUACACUAGGAGAAGUUCUACUUGAUGGGGAAAAUAUUAAAAAUUUAAAAUUAGAGUGGCUGAGAAGCCAGAUAGGCCUGGUGACACAGGAACCUGCCUUGCUUAGUCUAAGCAUAAGAGAGAAUAUUGCAUAUGGCCGAGAUGCUACUCCGGAUCAGAUAGAGGAAGCAGCUAAAAAAGCUCAUGCACACACAUUUAUCAGCUCACUUGAAAAAGGAUAUGAAACUCAGGUUGGGAAGACUGGUUUAACGUUGACGGAGGAGCAAAAAAUAAAGCUAUCGAUUGCUAGAGCUGUACUCUUAGAUCCAACAAUUCUUUUGCUUGAUGAGGUCACUGGAGGACUAGACUUUGAAGCUGAAAGAGUUGUCCAAGAAGCUCUUGAUCUUCUAAUGUUAGGACGGUCGACCAUAAUAAUAGCCCGACGACUAAGUCUGAUAAGAAAUGCCGACUAUAUUGCUGUAAUGGAGGAGGGUCAGCUACUUGAAAUGGGUACACAUGAUGAAUUAAUCAACCUUGGUAAUUUGUAUGCUGAGCUUCUGAAGUGUGAGGAAGCAACAAAGCUACCCAGACGGAUGCCAGUUAGGAACUACAAAGAUUCUGCUGCGUUCCAGGUGGAGAGGGAUUCCUCAGCUGGCCUUGGCCCCCAAGAACCAUCAUCGCCUAAAAUGGCCAAGUCUCCAUCUCUUCAGAGAGGUCAUAAUGUUUUCCGUUCCCAGGAACUGUGCUUUAAUAGUGAAGAAUCACCCAAUGAUCAUAGCCCUACACCAGAGAAAAUGGGAGAAAAUGGCUCUUCGUUGGAUGUUGGUGAUAAGGAACCAACCAUCAAAAGGCAAGAUAGUUUCGAGAUGCGGUUACCGGAACUACCAAAAAUUGAUGUUCAGGGUCCACAACGUCAGAAAUCAAAUGGUUCAGAUCCUGAGUCCCCUAUAUCACCCCUUUUGAUAUCAGAUCCCCAAAACGAGCGCUCCCAUUCACAGACUUUUAGCCGCCCUCUUGGUCAUUCGGAUGACACUUCAGCAAAUUAUAAGGUGGCCAAGGACGGUCAACACAAGGAGUCACCUUCAUUUUGGAGGUUGGCACAGCUUAGUUUUCCAGAGUGGCUAUAUGCUGUAUUAGGAAGUAUUGGUGCUGCCAUCUUUGGUUCAUUCAAUCCUCUUCUAGCUUAUGUAAUUGCAUUAGUAGUGACGACAUACUAUGAGAGCACGGGAAGCCACCUGCGUGAGGAGGUUAACAAGUGGUGCUUGAUCAUUGCCUGCAUGGGAAUAGUGACAGUUGUUGCCAAUUUCUUGCAGCAUUUCUACUUCGGUAUUAUGGGGGAGAAAAUGACUGAGAGAGUGCGGCGGAUGAUGUUCUCAGCGAUGCUGCGUAAUGAAGUUGGAUGGUAUGACGAAGAAGACAACAGUCCAGAUACAUUAUCCAUGCGCCUAGCAAAUGAUGCCACUUUUGUCCGAGCCGCCUUCAGCAACAGGCUUUCGAUAUUUAUUCAGGAUAGUUUUGCUGUUAUUGUUGCCAUUCUUAUUGGAUUGCUGCUCGGUUGGCGCCUGGCCCUUGUUGCAUUGGCGACUUUGCCAGUACUUACUCUUUCUGCCAUUGCCCAGAAACUUUGGCUUGGUGGAUUCUCAAAGGGCAUCCAGGAGAUGCAUCGAAAGGCGUCUUUAGUUCUUGAGGAUGCUGUCAGAAACAUAUAUACUGUUGUUGCUUUCUGUGCCGGUAACAAGGUGAUGGAACUCUACAGACUGCAACUCCAGCGUAUACUCAGGAAGAGCUUUUUCCACGGGAUGGCUAUUGGCUUUGCGUUUGGCUUCUCACAGUUUCUUCUCUUCGCCUGUAAUGCACUCCUCCUGUGGUACACCGCGUUAUCAGUAGACCGCAGAUAUAUGAAGUUAUCUACAGCUCUAACCGAGUACAUGGUUUUCUCUUUUGCUACAUUUGCCCUUGUUGAGCCAUUCGGGUUAGCACCUUACAUUCUCAAGCGCCGUAGAUCUCUCGCUUCAGUUUUUGAAAUCAUAGAUCGAGUUCCUACAAUCGAACCUGAUGAUACCUCAGCUCUUAGUCCGCCUAAUGUCUAUGGAAGCAUUGAAUUGAAAAACAUCGACUUCUGCUACCCAACCCGCCCAGAAGUAUUAGUACUAAGCAACUUCAGUCUCAAAGUCAAUGGGGGACAAACUAUAGCUGUGGUUGGUGUUUCUGGGUCUGGAAAGAGCACAAUAAUAUCAUUGAUCGAGAGAUACUAUGACCCAGUUGCUGGUCAGGUCAUGUUAGAUGGGCGAGACUUGAAGUCAUAUAAUUUGAGAUGGUUAAGAAGCCAUAUGGGUCUGAUUCAACAGGAACCCAUAAUCUUUUCCACGACGAUCAGAGAAAACAUUAUAUAUGCGAGGCAUAACGCGAGUGAAGCUGAGAUGAAGGAAGCAGCAAGAAUUGCAAAUGCCCACCAUUUUAUCAGCAGCUUACCUCACGGUUACGACACACAUAUCGGGAUGAGAGGUGUUGAACUUACCCAAGGACAGAAACAGAGAAUCGCUAUAGCUCGGGUAGUGCUGAAGAAUGCUCCUAUACUGUUGAUUGACGAAGCAAGUUCAUCUAUUGAAUCUGAGUCGAGCCGUGUUGUGCAAGAAGCUCUUGAUACUCUGAUAAUGGGGAACAAAACAACAAUUCUGAUAGCGCAUAGAGUAGCGAUGAUGAGACAUGUGGAUAACAUUGUGGUUCUCAAUGGAGGCAAAAUAGUAGAGGAAGGUACACAUGAUACUUUAGCGGCAAAGAACGGAUUGUAUGUCCGUUUAAUGCAACCACAUUUUGGCAAGAAUCUACGGCGGCAUCAACUGAUCUAGAGAGAUUGGACUUCUGUCUCCCUAAUCGAGAUUAGUUGAGUCACAUACCAACCAUGACGCGAUAAUGUUAUUGGAUGCGGUUACAGGACAUAACUUGCGUCUGAUCAAAGGCUUGUAGUCCGGGAUGAGACCAAAUGAGCAGAAGUUGUACAACCACGGUUAGAUUCUGUAAGCAAACUAGGAGCUUGUAGACGUUUAGAUUCCCUUAUUCUUUCAGGAGACUAAGCAAUGAAGGAGUAGGACUGUGUAUUUAUUCAUUGCUUGGUCUCUAAGGUAUAUCGAUUUGUUUAUUGAAACUGACGAUUAGAGGUAAUUUAUUUGCUGAGGUUUGUUUUUUUUUGUUGCUGUUGUGAGUGAUUUAGGUGGAGAAAUGUGUAAUGGUUAGGGAAGAAAGAGAACAAAUGUGUCUGUUUUUGUAAAUACAUCAUAUCCAUUUUAUUUGCCA